GGUGGGGGGGGGAGAGCAACAAAAAAAAAAAACUCACAGCCAACACAGAACCGUCAAGCAAACACAGUCGUUGCCACACGGAUUUGUGCACCUUCGUUUUUUGACUCUCAAGAAGCUGACGGUGGAAUAUCGAAGCCGUUGUCAUCACUGCGAGCACAUCUACGGUGGCCUUUAGCACCUCCAGAGGCCAGAUCCCGAGUGUCACAGAUUCAGAGAGAUUUGCAUUUUUAAUUUUUUUCCUCUCACCAAGAGCUAUUUUUCUCACUCUCCCCUGCGAUCUCUCAUCCCAUCUGUUGGCGCACUUGUGCAAAGGCUGUUUCAUAAGCAUCAUCUUUUUCGCAAUUUAAUUGGAGCCUUGUUGGAUUGACAACCUCUGCUUUUUGGUCACAUUUAAUACUUUUUACAGCCAUUUAAUAAUCUGCAACUUUUUGAAAACCCUCAAAGGGCUCAAAGCCUUUUGAUCCGACCAUAUUUUUAGGGGGGUAGAAAAAGCAAUGAAAUUCUCUCCUUAGUUCUUGUAACUAUCAGCCAUUAACCAUGAUUCACCUGUGUAUACACAGCAGUCCCACUUAAAUUAAAGCUCCGCCUGUUUUUCCUCGGCUGACACCGUAAUAAAGCGGUUCCAGCCUCAUCCUACUCAAGCAUGAGUUAUGAUGAUUCUAAAUCAAUGGCGAGGGCCGACGAGGAAAUCCCCGACCACGGCGAGGAGUCAGACGGGUUAAACUCUCCAAAAAGCGGUCCCCCCAGUGCCGGCGUCGGCGCUCAGGAGCGGGAAAGGGGCGCCAACUCCGACGACAUGGACGGGCUCUCCAGCGGGAACGACUCCGGGGAGAGGGAGAGCGAAGGCGGGAUGGACAGAGACGGCGGGUCGCACGGGCGCCAGUCCGUGCGCAGCUCCCACAGCUCGUCGAACGGCAAGGACUCCGGCAUGAUGCUGGAAAGCGGAGAGAGCAACAAGAGCUCCAACUCCCAGAGCCUCUCGCCUCCCAGCAGCUCGCUGGCCUACAGCCUGCUGUCGACCAGCUCGGAGCACGACCCCCCCUCCACCUCCGGCUGCAGCAGCAACCAGUCGGCGCGGGUCCAGACCCAGAAGGAUCUGAUGAAGGCCAUCAAGGAGCUGAAGCUGCGUCUGCCCACCGAGCGCAGGGCCAAGGGCCACACCAGCACUCUAAACGCCCUCAAAUACGCACUGCAGUGUGUUAAACAAGUCCGAGCCAACAAGGAGUACUACCAUCAGUGGAGCGUGGAGGAGUGUCACGGCUGCAGCCUGGACUUGUCUGCCUUCACCAUUGAGGAGCUUGACAACAUCACUUCAGAAUACACCCUCAAAAACACUGACACUUUCUCUAUGGGCGUGUCAUUCUUGUCCGGAAAGGUGGUGUACGUAUCGCCCCACGGCUCCUCCCUGCUGCGCUGCAAGCCAGAGCGUCUCCAGGGCACCAUGUUUUCGGAGCUUUUGGCGCCGCAGGACGUCAGCACUUUCUACAGCGGCACGGCGCCCUGCCGCCUGCCCAACUGGGCCUCCUGCAUCGGAUUCGCUUCUCCGCCAGUGGACUGCACUCAGGAGAAAUCCAUGUUCUGCCCGAUCAGCGCGGACCAGGCGCAGGCCGGCGAGAUGCGCUACUACCCCUACCGCCUCACGCCCUACCAGCUCACCAUCAGAGACUCGGACGAGGCGGAAGCCCAGCCCUGCUGCUUGCUCAUCGCAGAGAGGGUUCACUCUGGAUACGAAACUCCUCGUAUCCCUCCAGAGAAGAGGAUCUUCACCACCAGUCACACUCCCAGCUGCCUCUUCCAGGAAGUUGAUGAGAGGGCGGUGCCGUUGUUGGGCUAUCUGCCCCAGGACUUGGUGGGGACCCCCAUCCUCCUCUACAUCCAUCCUGAAGACCGGCCCUUAAUGGUGGCUAUACACGAGAAGAUCUUUCAGUUUGCCGGACAGCCGUUCGAGCACGCGCCCUUGAGGAUGUGCGCCCGCAACGGGGAAUACCUGACCAUCGACACCAGCUGGUCUUCCUUUGUCAAUCCCUGGAGCCGGAAGGUGGCGUUUAUCGUCGGGCGCCACAAAGUCAGAACGAGCCCUCUGAACGAGGACGUGUUCACCACGGCGCAGUGCUGCGAGACCCGGGCCACCACGCCCGACGUGGUGCGGCUGAGCGAGAAGAUCCACCGGCUCCUGGCGCAGCCGGUGCACAGCGGCAGCUCCCAGGGCUACAGCUCCCUCGGGUCCAGCGGCUCGCGGGCCUCCCGGCGUUCGCCCCAGCGGUGCCUCGGCACCUCGGACGCCUCGUCCAGCGACAGCAGCGGCCCCGCCGCGGCCAAGGCCGCCGCCGCCGCCGCCGUUUCCCGGAAACCUAUGACUUUCCAGCAGAUCUGCAAAGACGUCCACAUGGUCAAGACCAACGGACAGCAGGUGUUCAUCGAGUCCCGCAACCGCCCUCUGCCUAGAAAAAACACAAGCACAGGCACAACAGGCAUGCGAGCGAUCAGCAGCGACCCAAUCCGAAGUUUGAUAGCCGACAUGACGAAACCCCCCACACCUUUGGUCCCGGCGCCGCUUGUGCCGAAGGAGCCCCCCACCGGCUACUCCUACCAGCAGAUCAACUGCCUGGACAGCAUCAUCAGGUACUUGGAAAGCUGUAACAUUCCUAACACCGUUAAAAGGAAGUGUGGCUCCUCCACGUCUGACGAGGACAAACCGCUGGAGGCCGGCAGCAACACAGGUGGUUCAGUUAACCUUGUAAGUGAACCACCUCCUCUGCCUCCCCUGACCAUGGCCACAAAGGCAGAGAGUGUAGCCUCAGUCACGUCGCAGUGUAGCUUCAGCAGCACCAUCGUGCAUGUGGGAGACAAGAAGCCUCCUGAGUCAGACAUCAACAUGGAGGAGGCUCCUCCUACAACCACGCCAGCUCCACCCGCAACAACACUUCUCGCCAUUAAGGCGAUCGCCUUCCCUUCUUUACCUCCUCAAGCUGCUCAGCCAGAGAGGGACAGCCGUUGCAGUGUGGGAGGAGGAGGAGGAGGCCGCAUGGGUCUCACCAAGGAGGUGCUAUCCGCCCACACCCAGCAGGAGGAGCAGGUAUUCCUCGACCGCUUUAAGGACCUCAGCAAGCUGCGUGUUUUCGAUCAGGCGGCAUCCUCCCCCCUGCACGGUCAGACCCCAGCUGCCAACCCCCUGUCUCGAGGAGCGCGCUGUUCUCGGGAUUACCCCGCCGCGGGAAGCAGCACCAGUCGCCGGCGGGGCGGCAAAAGACUCAAGCACCAGGAGUCUUCCGACCAGCAGAGCUCCCUGGGUCUCGACCCGAGGGCCGGCGCGGCUCCCCUGCCUCUCAACGUCCCCGUCGGCCCCCCGACAAACUCCUCCUCCUGGCCGUCUGUGGGCUCUCAGGCUGGCAUUCCCGCCGCGCCCUUUGCUCCCGGCAUGCUUCCAAUCUACCCCGUUUACCCGCCGCUCGCCCAGCCCUUGUCCGUGCCAGACGCGUCGCCUUUCCCCCCCGCCCAGAUGGUGCCUCCAAUGGUGGCCCUCGUCCUUCCCAACUACAUGUUCCCUCAGAUGGGAGUGCCCAUCUCUCAGCCGGGCCCCGUCCCCGGACACUUCUUCAAUCCGAACUUCACGUACCCGGCCGCCACCCACGGCUCCCUCCCCCCCGGCGUCGUUUCAAACUCCUUACCGAUUCAGGCCACCUGCGCCCCGUCCCGCAGCAGCACCCCGCAGUCCUACAGCCAGACGCCUGCUGACCGCGAGGGCGCAGAGUCCCCCCUCUUCCAGUCCAGGUGCUCGUCGCCGCUCAACCUCUUGCAGCUGGAAGAAACGCCCAGCGGCCGCUUAGAGGUCACCACGGCCCUGGUGGCGGCACAGCAAGCCACGCCUUCUGUGCACGGCGGUGCGGCCGGGGUUCAGAGCUCUGCCAACCAGAGGAGCUCUGACGAUAGCUCCAAGGAGAACGGUGAAGCGAAUGAGUCCAACAACGAUGCCAUGUCCACCUCCAGCGACCUGCUGGACAUGUUGCUACAGGAAGACGCCCGCUCAGGCACCGGCUCCGCGGCCUCCGGGUCAGGGUCGUCAGGCACGAGGUCGUCUGGUUCAGGCUCCGGCUCAAACGGCUGCAGCUCCUUUGGCACCAGUGGCAUGAGCAGCAGCCAGGGCAGCCACACCAGCAAGUACUUUGGCAGUAUCGACUCGUCGGAGAACGACCAUUCCCGCAAGCAGCCUGCAGGGGGCAGCAGUGGUGCCGGAGGAGAUGGAGGUGAGGAGCAGUUCAUCAAGUGUGUCCUGCAGGACCCCAUCUGGCUGCUGAUGGCCAACACCGACGACAAGGUCAUGAUGACCUAUCAGCUGCCUGUCAGAGACAUGGAGACUGUGCUGCGAGAGGACCGCGAGGCCCUGAGGAGCAUGCAGAAGCACCAGCCACGCUUCUCAGAGGAGCAGAAGAGGGAGCUGAGCCAGGUGCACCCGUGGAUCCGCACGGGACGCCUGCCGCGAGCCAUCAACGUGUCUGGCUGUGCUGACUGCAAGUCUCCGCCCUGCGCGCCCGCCACCGCUCCGUUCGACGUGGAGAUCCACGAGAUGGAGCUAGGCGGUGUGCUCAAAGACCGCCAGGGCGAGACAAACCGGUCGGAAACGCCCAUGGACGGAGCUCAACCGGAGGACGGAGAAGAUGGCGAAGGAGCACAAGACGGCAACCAGGAGAUGGCGACGGAGGAGCAAGUGACCUCGGCGGAUGUGAAGGAAAAGUCGGACAUGACUCAUUGAGCAGAUGGCCAAAGAUUAAUGACACUAUCGCAGACGUUUUCUACGCUGUGCAGAAAAUGUGCACCUUCCAACGCUCCCGGUGCCCAAAACCUUUUUACACAAGGUGUAAAAUGGGAUCUGCUGGGAGCAGAAAAGGGAAAAAAAAGGUGCAUAUCGAUGGAGACAACUUGUUGUUCGGCUGGUCGGGGCGGGGACACCGAGCAUCUUUGGAGGAAGCAGUGAGAUAAUCAGAGGACGAAGUUGAAUGUGUUAAAGAUUAAAAAGGCGCCUUUUACGUAAGAUGGAUGUGCUUCACCACAGUGUCCUCCGUCACGUUUUCCCUCCCGUUUGGGGAGCAGCUCGUGAGGCAAAGAGGGGAGUUUCUCUUAUUGUCGAAUGUUUCCACGGUUGUCUGGGAUCCGUAGCUCAGUCACAUCCUGUUUCUUUUUAAGACUUUAUGAAAAAAAAAAAAACAUUUAAAAAAAGAAACCAACUGUCACCUUAUAAACAUGUACAGUGCAAAACAGUUUACAAAAACCUAUGUGUAUAUUUUUAUACUUUCAUCCACCUCUAAUAGUAAGAGGAUAUAUUGAGUGUCUACUGUAAAAAUAAGGAAACCCACAAUCGAAAUAGGGUUUGCUAGCUGUGGGGCAGCGUGGACGAUGACCAGGAGGCUCAUGUAGACUGGUAAGCUCUCUUGCUGUGCACUGGUGUGGUCUCCCCCAGUGUGAAAUGACCAAUGAUUCUGUCACAGGCGGUAUUUUAAACAGCCAGCCGCCCCGAGGAGCUGUUGUGUCGCCCGUGUUCGUGGAUGUGAAAGAAGAGGAAGGAACUCUAGAAAGUCUGUGGAGAGUGUUUGUUUACCAUCGUUGUCCCCCCUCCCUUUUCUCUCUCUUCACUGUUCUAAUUAUGUGAUAUCCUUUUGCUUUAUGGCGUCCGUGGUGUCUGCAACAGUUUCCUAAAUAUUUUUGUGAAAUUCUUUGUACAAAAAAAUGACAAUAAAAAUAACUUUAAAUUUAAA
Messenger RNA from Gasterosteus aculeatus aculeatus (three-spined stickleback), 5750 nucleotides. It is a transcript of the gene per1b, whose product is annotated as period circadian clock 1b. Gene Ontology annotation, molecular function: transcription corepressor binding; transcription cis-regulatory region binding. The record is from RefSeq and is a predicted model, not a curated record. Gene Ontology annotation, biological process: circadian regulation of gene expression; entrainment of circadian clock by photoperiod; negative regulation of transcription by RNA polymerase II. NCBI's taxonomy places the organism in Eukaryota, Metazoa, Chordata, Actinopteri, Perciformes, Gasterosteidae. Gene Ontology annotation, cellular component: cytoplasm; nucleus.